This is a messenger RNA of Chrysemys picta bellii (western painted turtle), 936 nucleotides long. RefSeq names its product olfactory receptor 51I1-like. Gene Ontology annotation, molecular function: G protein-coupled receptor activity; olfactory receptor activity. Gene Ontology annotation, biological process: G protein-coupled receptor signaling pathway. NCBI's taxonomy places the organism in Eukaryota, Metazoa, Chordata, Testudines, Emydidae. The record is from RefSeq and is a predicted model, not a curated record. Gene Ontology annotation, cellular component: plasma membrane.
AUGGUGGAUUUCAAUAGCACCAGCUUCCAUCCUGCCACAUUCCAACUGACCGGCUUCCCAGGCCAGGAAGCUGAUCACCACUGGAUCUCGAUCCCUUUCUGUGUGGUCUACAUCACUGCCAUUGUAGGGAAUUGCACUGUCCUCUGCAUUAUCUGGGCAGAGCGGCGUCUCCAUCAGCCCAUGUAUUUGUUCCUGUGCAUGCUGUCAGUCAACGACCUCGGUAUGUCUCUGUCGACCCUGCCUACGGUGCUCGGCAUCUUCUGCUUCGAUGUCACAGACGUCGCGUUCGACGCCUGCCUGGCUCAGAUGUUUUUCAUUCACUCCUUUUCCAACAUGGGGUCAGGGAUUUUACUGGCCAUGUCAUUCGAUCGCUUUGUCGCCAUCUGCGACCCGCUGCGCUACGCGGCCAUCUUGACCAACCCCAGGAUCGUGAGAAUCGGGCUGGCUGUUGUGAUUAGAAGCUUCAGUGUGGUUUUACCAUUGCCCAUUCUUAUUAAACGCUUGCCUUUCUGCCGCGCCGAAGCCCUCUCCCACGCCUACUGUCUGCACCCGGACGUGAUGAGGCUGGCGUGUGCGGACAUCACAGUCAAUAACAUCUACGGCUUAUGUGCUAUUCUCUUUGUCUUCGGAAUAGACUUGCUGCUUAUUGUCAUCUCCUACAUUCUGAUUCUGACGACCAUCUUCAGUAUCGCGUCUGGGGGGCAGCGUCUUAAGGCCCUGAAUGCCUGCUUCUCCCAUGUCUCCUCUGUCUUAAUACUCUACAUUCCAAUGAUCACAGUCUCUGUCAUACACAGGUAUGGCGAGAAGGUCCCGCCGUUAGUCCACAUUCUGAUGUCCAGCAUUUACCUCUUCGUGCCCCCUGUGAUAAACCCCAUCGUUUACAGUAUAAAAACCAAGGAGAUUAGAAAGAGCAUCCUCAAAAUGUUCUCUAGAUAA